AUGGAGGUGCUGGAUCGUGGGAAAGAUGAGACGAUGGAAGAUAUCUUUCUCCAAGAUGAUCUUCACCCGACCAUCGCAGAGCACGCAACAAAGUGCAACUCGCUUUUCCACCAAUAUAUAGUAUUGCCAGACAUUGUGCCGGAUCCUACUAUCAUGGAUGAUCAGCUGGCACGAUUUACACUGUGGGCAGCAAACAUGGACGUGUAUGGACCGCUCAAUGUUUCGCUGGACUACCGGCUUCGAUUCAGUCCCACGGUCGUGGAGAUCAUACAUCAGCUCCUAGGCCUUAUUUGUGAUACCAUGGUGUCUUGCAAGUACCCGCCGCCCCCGGUCACCGAGAAACGAAACGUCGAAGAGUUUAUGCUAACGAGAGUUCUUCAUAAAAGUGAAGCCGAUUCAGAACCCACCGCAGACUCCAAGCAGGAAAAGACAGCCGACGGAGAUCCAGCAGAAGAGAACAUCUCAAAAAUCACCGAUAUCAUUGGCGGAACGGUCACACGGCUCUUUCGUCUCUCCAAUGCUGUUCGAAAAUCCGCGAAAGCCGACCGGGCGCGGAGGAUCGAAAGAUACAGAGAUGAUGAACAAGCAAACCAGGCGAUCGCUGAAUUGCGUCUCUACACAGAUUGCUAUAUCCGGUUCCGUUUUCCAAUGGCACCGGAAUCCCUUCGCACAGCAUUGAUCGAAGCCAAUGCGGUGCGCCUACGACGAUUGUAUUACCAGCGAACCCAUCGAAGGCGCAUCGGCUUGAGUUUGCAGCAUCCGCAAACUGCCCCAACUGUUGUCCAACUGCCGAAGAUAAACGGAAGUGCUCCAGCUGUACGUUUUGACUCGAGCAUGCUCCCAAAGCCUGCGACAACUAAAACGAUAUUGGGAGCAGCAAGCCCCCCCCCUGUGCCCAUAACCAAUGCAACUACUGCUCGACAAUCUGCUGUUAGAGCCCUCUACGCCAAAUCUACGACCGAGGUGCCUCGAGCCAAGUCUGUCCUAGUGAAUAACAAUCUGUCGUUCCCACCAUUACCGCCAACCGAUGAGUGUCCAUACUGUGGCGUCAUUAUUGAAUUCAAGAGCAGAGCGAAGCCAAUGCUGUGGCACAAUCACGUCAUCAGAGACUUAGAGCCUUUCAUUUGUGUUUCCGCACAAUGCUUAGAAGCAGGUCGUCAUGAGACCGGCCCAGCAACAUUUGAGACGUCCGGUGCCUGGAUCAGCCACAUGCAGAAUGCUCACGGGCAUACAUGGGAGUGCAGAGCUCCUUCUCAUGAUCCGAUCACUUUCGAUGAGGAGAUUCACUAUCGGGAGCAUGCCAUUCAGGAGCACGGCGUCCCUGCAACGCAUGUCGGAACCCUCAGCCUCGCAGCACGAAGACCGUUACUUGAUAGAAUAAUGGAAUGCCCAUUUGGCGAUGACUUCCAACCCCCGGACAAGGUCGAGCCUAAUGCUGUCUUUUCGAGUGAAGCUCUCCAGUCACACGUUGCCGCUCAUGUCAAAGAAAUCGCCUUGAUCACGUUGCAAAAGCUCCCUAGCGAUAAUGAGGAAGACACCGAGAACAUUGAUAGUGAUCAGCCGUUAGAGGAUGAUGUGCCGGGGUUUGCGAAAUUCCGUGCAUCCAUGUACAGUGUCAUGGAUGAUGAAGCUCUGGAGUAUCGGGAUGAUGACGCCGUGGCUGCAGAUGGUAUCAAGGACCACGGCGAAGACGAUAUUACUGCAUCGUGCCUCUUGGAAGACGACCGCAUAAGAUCCAGUGCCUCGCAGCAGGAUAACCAUGGCUGGUCUAUUCUUCACCUAGCCGUUCACAGUCGGGAUCUGGCAACUAUUCAGGUCCUACUUGACAGCUUUGCUAUCGCAGAGCCUUCAGCCCUGGUCGACGAGAAUGGGCUUACUGCGGAAGAAUGGCUAGGCCUCGAGCCAACCAGCUACUUGUACAAAGCCACCAGUAACUUAGCCUUUAGCAAGUCACGCUGUUGCAGAGCCGUCACAGGCUUACGACAAGCUGUUAUCACCGGCAGUGUUCCUAUGAUCAGACUCCUCCUCAGACUCGGUCACGACGUCAACGGCAUGGAUUCCGGAAGACGGACCGCGCUCUAUUACGCGGUGAAGACGAGCAUGUUUGCUAUGGUGGACCUUCUCCUCGAGAUGGGUGCAGAUCCCAAUAUCCUCCCCAUGGGACGCAGAUCUUGGAAGGAAUUUAUCGCGGAUGACCGGGUGUUGCGACGGCUCAAUCGAGCUGUUUGCGCACGGCCAGAUGCUGACCCCAGCGUCCAGCGCCGGAUCCAGAUUGCACUCCGAGCGCAUGGCCAGCCUUCCGCCCCGCGUCGAUCAGGCCCGUUACUACCGAACCAGUCAAUUGUACCAUCACCAUCACCGCCGCCGCCGCCAAUGCGAGAACGAUUGCUCUUAUCGGCUUCCGCUCAGUCAGCGUCCUCUCCGCUGGACCACCCCAUUUCGACGACGCCAACACGCCGACCGGCGCCUCAAGCCCAAGCAUCUGACAAGAAACGUAAAGCGAAGUCCGAUGGGUCUGGUCUGACGCGGUUCUUCAGGCGGCUGUUGGGAUAG
Molecule: messenger RNA, 2553 nt
Organism: Aspergillus uvarum CBS 121591
Lineage: Eukaryota; Fungi; Ascomycota; Eurotiomycetes; Eurotiales; Aspergillaceae
Product: ankyrin repeat domain-containing protein
Exons: 4
Coding region: 1-2553 (850 amino acids)
Molecular function (GO): protein binding
Source: RefSeq, a predicted model, not a curated record